Vigna unguiculata (cowpea) is the source of this 1281-nucleotide messenger RNA. The record is from RefSeq and is a predicted model, not a curated record. Lineage: Eukaryota; Viridiplantae; Streptophyta; Magnoliopsida; Fabales; Fabaceae.
AUGUGCUUAGGAUUGGGUGGUGUUGGGGUGGAUGUGGAAUUUGAUAAAAAUAUAUGUGGUGUUGUGGGGUCAGUUAUGAAAGAUAAAUUACUAACGGUUGAAAAUGUUAUUAAUGUCAUUAAGAGUUUGUUAGAGGCUGAGUUUGUUGAUGUUGAUAAUGUUUGCCACAAUAUAGAUAGGUUGUCCACUUACAACUGGGGUAAAGUAGUUCAUACGUAUCUAGUAAAAAGUUUAAGUCGUGCCUUUUUGGCACUUGGUCAAACAGAAAUCUGCUUAAGCGGCUCAACAACAGUUUUGCAGAUUUUUUUGGAAUGGAGGUUGAGAGAAGAAGACCAUGAGAAUGAAAUUAUUCGAGAAGCCUUGCAACUUGGACACGAAGGGCAAUCCAAAAAAGCGCAUGUAGAUAACAAGGCUGCGUCGACGCAAGACUUGUUAAAGAAGCUGCGAAAGCAUGGAAGACGACUACGGAAGUUGAAGAAGCACAUGACGGAAUUACGUGAAGAAAUAUUGUCUAGAUCUCAUGUAGGGGAUGAAGAAGAUGGAGAAAAUGUUGACGAGAAGGGUGCGGAAGGUGUACACAAAGAAGCCGAUGUUGAGGUUGAGGUUGAACAGCGUGAUCAGGAGGAUGAAAUUGGUGAACGUCUUCAUAAAGGUUUUGAUUUGAACUCCGAAUCUGAUGUUGCCCAGUUUGGGGAGGACUUAAAUUGUAGAUUGGUGGCCAAUAUAAAUGGCCAAAUUUUGGGUACCUCUGAAUGCUCUGGUUUUGGUUUUGCAAAUAAGGUGGACAAUAUGGCUGUUUUGUUCGGUGCAAGCACAAUGAUGUACUUUGAACGACGCAAAUAUGGUCAUGUCAAGCGAGUAGCUUUCAAUCCGUUAUAUGCGACUCAUGUUCUGAACAACUCACGAAGGAUGAAGAUUAAUAGACGGCAAUGGACAUUGAAAGACUAUGAGGUUUACUUUCGUGCAGGAUUGAUUUCUGUGGAGGAUAUUGUGGAUGCUGAUUUUUUGUUUGCCCCAACGGUGCAUGAAGGUCAUUGGUGGUGCUAUGCUGUAAAUUGUCAACAGAAGAAGCUUUAUGUCUUGGAUUCAAUUGGACAUUCCAAUAAAAAUCGCAAAAGACUAAAUAACGCCAUUGCUUAUAAUAUGGGAUUGCUUUUUGGUAUGCUGUUGAAAUGUGGUGAUGAUGAAUAUCCAAUCUUUGAAGAAGAAUGCCACAAUACUCCUAUUCAACCAAACUUGUAUGAUUGUGGGAUUAUUGUUCUUCAAAUGAUGGAGUUGUGA